Molecule: messenger RNA, 708 nt
Organism: Triticum aestivum (bread wheat)
Lineage: Eukaryota; Viridiplantae; Streptophyta; Magnoliopsida; Poales; Poaceae
Exons: 2
Coding region: 1-708 (235 amino acids)
Source: RefSeq, a predicted model, not a curated record
AUGGCAGCGGGUGGAGCUAUUGCAAACAAGACACUUGAUGAAGCUUUUCUGCUGAUUGAGAGCAUAGAGUUCCACCAACUUCAGUGGUACAAUAAGAAGCCCACAUCUGAUUCAUUGGUUUGCUUGCAACAAAUCACUACACCUCAACCACCAAUUCUUACACAAAAGCCCGAGCCUCUAUCUCAGUGUGACAAGGUUGAGCUUGCAUGGAUUAUAUUUGACGAUGAUGACACCAUUCUAGUUGACACACACGCUACAGAUCAUCUGGAUACUAGUGUUGGAGAUUCAAUUUUGCAUUGUGAUGAUUCUUCCAUGGAUGAGCCAGAGCUGCAGUUCGUUGCUUUUGAUAUUGAGGAGUCACCUUUAGUUGAUAUUGAUCAUGUGCUGCUAGAGCCAGAUAUGGAGAAGUUCACCUUUGAUGAUGUUAGCCGCAUUGAUUCUUCAACACUUGAGCCUGAGAUGGAGAGCUUCAUGGUUGAUUAUGGUGAGGUGGAUUCAGAUGUCAAGGAGUCAAGCUCUAUUUCACUUGUUGACACGAGUCCGGUGGAAAUUUCUACUACCACACCUCACUUGGUAUCUUCAAUGGAGGUAGUCCUGAAGCUUCUUCCUAACUAUCUCAGGUUUACGCUUGUGCACCAUUCAUUACGAGCUGACCAAGUUCGAGAUGACAUCCCAUGGGAUCCUGGUGGAUUCACGACAUGGUCAUGA